This is a messenger RNA of Bradysia coprophila, 1374 nucleotides long. Its product is annotated as NAD(P)H oxidoreductase RTN4IP1, mitochondrial-like. Gene Ontology annotation, cellular component: mitochondrion. NCBI's taxonomy places the organism in Eukaryota, Metazoa, Arthropoda, Insecta, Diptera, Sciaridae. The record is from RefSeq and is a predicted model, not a curated record. Gene Ontology annotation, molecular function: oxidoreductase activity.
AUAAGAUUCGAGUGUGAGCUGAGCUUACUUCUCACGGUAUUGUUAGUAUCUAAUCGUCAUCAUUAGAAGUGAAAUAGUCGUCACAAGUCGGUCUACCAUUCAGUGUUAGAGUUUCACUCGCGGAACAAUUAUUUCAAAUGUGGACUUUUUGCGAAAAUAAUUGAGAAUUAAAUACAAUUAUACCAUGAGGCGGAUCAGUUUUAUAAUUUUUAUGGUUACGGCUUUGUUGGAGGUUGCUUCGUACGGAGAUGACUCGUCUCAAGAGGAAUCAAGUUUAGUAAGAGGUAAAAUGAGUGGUUGGCAAAUUCAUAAAUACAGGGGGAUAGCAACCCUUAAAUUCAGCAACGAAAUACCCAUUCCAAAAAUAAACUCCCCAACUGAUGUCCUUGUGGAAGUGCAUACAAGUUCUGUCAACCCACUUGAUGUUAUGAUGAUGGAUGGCUACGGUAGUAAGCUCUUGAAUCUGUUACGUUGGAAGAUGCAAAAUACCGAAUUUCCUCUUACCCUCGGACUGGAGUUUUACGGUGUCGUAAAAGGCAAAGGAAAAGGUGUCAGCAACGAUAUUAACAUCGACGACAAAGUAUACGGAGUAACGUUACCGCAACAAGGAGGAUGUCAUGCAGAAUUUGUCGUAGUUGAUCAGAUAUUGUUGAGACACAAACCAGAACAAUUAUCAGACAUUGAAGCAGGAGGACUGUUGUAUGCAGGCUUAACGGCAUGGUCGAGUUUUUACAUUUGGGGAUUGCUUGGUGGUCUAAAAGGUGCAACAACUGCCGAAGGUGGUGGUAAAGGAAAGUCGGUCUGCAUUUUAGGAGCAUCAGGUGGCGUUGGGACAAUAGCUGUUCAAAUGAUGAAAGCUGAAAAUGUCAAUGUAACAGCCACUUGUAGUACAAGCGCAAUGCCAUUAGUUCGUCGUCUCGGCGCAGACAAUAUAAUCGAUUAUACACAGGCAAACUAUACCGAACAAUUUCGUGGCUUAUCAUUUGACAUCAUCCUUGACAGUGCUGGUCUAGGAGCAGAGUAUGCGACAAAAGUACCAUGGCAAUUUACUGAAUACAUAACACUGUUUCCGCCGUUACUGCGAAACAUUGAUUCGAAUGGAGUCGUACUGGGAUCGUUGGAGAGUUUGAAUACAUUGUUGAACAACAAUUUGGCAACCCUGUCGAGACAUAAAGGUUUCAUUAUGUGGGGUAUAUUUACGCCAGCACCACAAGGCAUUGAGUAUCUAACCAAAUUGGCUGAAGGCGGGAAACUGAAACCGAUCGUUGAUACCGUUUAUGAGUUUAAAGACAUGAAAUUGGCUUACCAAAAGGUGGUCAAGGGCCAUUUGAGAGGAAAAGUUAUUGUGAAAAUUAAAUAAAGAAAAGUGGGACU